AUGAAUUCUAAACAGCAAACAGUGAGACUAAGUGACGGUCACUUCAUCCCUGUACUGGGCUUUGGUACCUAUGCAACUCCAGAGGAACCCAAGACUAAAGUUACAGAAGCCACCAAAAUAGCUAUAGAUGCUGGUUUCCGCCAUAUUGACUCUGCUUCUAUGUAUCAAAAUGAAGAGGAGAUAGGGCUGGCCAUCCGAAGCAAGAUUGCAGAAGGCACUGUGAAGAGGGAACAUAUAUUUUACACAUCAAAGCUUUGGUGUACUUUUCAUCGUCCAGAGCUGGUGCAAUUUUGCUUGGAACAGUCACUGAAGAAACUCCAGCUAGACUAUGUGGACCUGUACCUCAUUCAUUUCCCAGUCUCUCUGAAGCCAGGAGAGAAUUAUUUACCAAAAGAUGAGAAUGGAAAAUUCAUAUUUGACAUAGUGGACCUCUGUGCCACCUGGGAGGCCAUGGAGAAGUGUAAAGAUGCAGGACUGACCAAAUUCAUUGGAGUGUCUAACUUUAACCGUAGGCAGUUGGAGAUGAUCCUGAACAAGCCAGGGCUCAAGCACAAGCCUGUGUGUAAUCAGGUAGAAUGUCAUCCUUAUCUCAACCAGAGAAAACUUCUGGAUUUCUGCAAGUCAAAAGACAUUGUUCUGGUUGCUUACAGUGCUCUGGGAAGCCACCGAGAAAAAACAUGGGUAGACAGCAAUUUGCCCAUUCUUUUGGAUGAUCCAGUUCUUGGUUCCAUGGCAAAAAAAUACAAGCGAACACCAGCUCUGAUUGCUCUUCGUUAUCAACUGCAGCGUGGGGUUGUAGUCCUGGCCAAGAGUUUCACUGAGAAGAGGAUAAAAGAGAAUAUGCAGGUUUUUGAAUUUCAGUUGACUUCAGAGGACAUGAAAGUCCUUGAUGGACUGAAUAAAAACAUACGAUACAUAUCCGGUGAUGGGUUUAAGGGCCACCCUGGUUUUCCAUUUUCAGAUGAAUAUUAACAUAUGGGUCUGUGUCAUGCCUUGUGCUAGAAGUCCCUGCAUGCGGAUAGUAUAAAGGAAGGCUGCUCAAAUGAUGAUGAUUGCAUAGUUCAACCUAAUCUGUGCUUUGGAGCAACCCUGGUUCUGCUGAAUCUACAGUUAUAGGCAAGGAAGCAAACAUAAUAUAUAUUUGUCCCUUCCUGAAUAGAAAUAAAAGAUUAACUUUCUUUAGCAUUUA
Cricetulus griseus (Chinese hamster) is the source of this 1189-nucleotide messenger RNA. Lineage: Eukaryota; Metazoa; Chordata; Mammalia; Rodentia; Cricetidae. The record is from RefSeq and is a predicted model, not a curated record.